UGCAAAAACAAAACGCUCUUUCUUUCUCGAUCAACACAUCAAGAUGGGUAUCAGCCGCGAUAGCUAUCACAAGAGGCGGGCCACUGGUGGCAAGAAGGCCGCCAUCCGCAAGAAGAGGAAGUACGAGUUGGGACGCCCGGCCGCCAACACCAAGAUUGGAGCCAGCCGUAUCCACUUUGUGCGAACCCGCGGUGGAAACAGGAAGUUCCGUGCGCUCCGCCUGGACGCCGGCAACUUUGCCUGGGCUUCGGAGGGAUGCGCCCGCAAGGCACGUAUCAUCGAUGUCGUGUACAACGCGUCCAACAACGAGCUCGUGCGCACCAAGACGCUGGUGAAGAACGCCAUCAUCGUGAUCGAUGCCGCCCCGUUCCGUCAGUGGUACGAGAGCCACUACCUGCUGCCGCUGGGCAAGAAGCGUGACCUGAAGGCCGGCGAGGAGGAUGUGUUGGCCAAGAAGCGCAGCAAGCAUCUGCUCAAGAAGUACGCCAAGCGCCAGAAGACUGCCAAGAUCGAUCCCGCCCUGGAGGAGCAGUUCAACGCUGGCCGUCUGCUGGCCGUCAUCGCUUCCCGACCUGGACAGAGUGGCCGUGCCGAUGGUUACCUGCUGGAGGGUAAGGAGCUGGAGUUCUAUCUCAAGAAGAUCAAGAACAAGAAGUCCAAGUAAGCGCGCGGUAACGGGUGUGAGGAAGAGAGCGGAGGAAAAAGUGUGACCGACCGAUGUGAUGGAAAGUGUUUAACCGUGAAACGGUAAUCAAUUGUACCGUUUGUACGCGACAUUCUACCGAGCAACACUCCAACAAAAAAGUACGCGAAGGGAAUACACAAAAAUAUUCACAAUAAAAAAAAACCGUAAAAAGUGAA
Messenger RNA from Culex pipiens pallens (northern house mosquito), 861 nucleotides. It is a transcript of the gene RpS8, whose product is annotated as 40S ribosomal protein S8. NCBI's taxonomy places the organism in Eukaryota, Metazoa, Arthropoda, Insecta, Diptera, Culicidae. The coding region runs from base 44 to 664 and encodes 206 amino acids. The record is from RefSeq and is a predicted model, not a curated record. Gene Ontology annotation, biological process: translation; maturation of SSU-rRNA from tricistronic rRNA transcript (SSU-rRNA, 5.8S rRNA, LSU-rRNA). The transcript has 4 exons. Gene Ontology annotation, cellular component: cytosolic small ribosomal subunit; ribosome. Gene Ontology annotation, molecular function: structural constituent of ribosome.